CUUGUACUGUAUAGCGUAAUGACAUAUCUUUAUAUAGUCAUUUAAAGAUUUUUUGUAUUUGGAUCACUUUAGCUUUGCAACAUGGCUACAAUAGAACAAAUCGAGCAACACAGAGGAGGAAGGGGAGUUAGCGUAAUUAAUGCGCGAUGUCAGAUAUGCAAGAGACAAGCUUGGAACGAUUAUUAUGGGAACUUCCUUUGCAAAAAUUGUUUGCUAUUUUUCGUGCAAUCAAUGAAGAAUAGAGAAACCUACGAAUGUUUCGCAUCCGCAAUGUGUCGUUUUAGUGUAAAAGCAGAUAUAAGAGCGUGUAAGUUUUGUUUAUUAGAAGAAAUGUUAAUAAUACAUUUAGAUCCAAAGAAAUUUGGUAUAAAUGGAAACACCUGGUUCUUGAAAGAAAACGUAAAGAACUUGAGAAAAAUACAGCCGAAGGAACCAAUAAAUUUGGAAGCAGUUCAAGAAGUGUUAUUGUUUAACAAGCGGUUCAAACAGAAGUCGGGGAUUUUUAAAAUGUGGAUGGAUUUUUUUCCUCCUCUAAGAAAACCAUCAGUAGGCCAACUGAGUGCUUACUUAGAAAAAUGUGAAAACAGAGCAAUUGCAGUUUUCUUCGCAGAAGAAUCUUUGCAUCUUCAUGAUGUACUGAAGAUUGAAGAUCGAUAUUUCGAUCCUUACAAAUGUGAUGUAGCUCAAAUUCAAUAUCUCACAAUUAAGUUGUUGGAGUUCGUACGUCUAUUAAACCAGGAGGUUGCGGAAUUUAGCAUUCCUGACCAUCUGAAAAAAUCCUUGAUAUAUUUUUCAGGAAUAAUGGAUCGUGACUUAAUAAAUAGAGAACUGCACAUAAAGCUUGCUGAAAUUGCAGUUUGGUUGAGAUCUUACAGAAAUCUAGCAGAACAACUUAAACAGGAAUUUGAUGUGGAUGACUACCAAUGAUCGACAAUUUAAUACGAUUUCUCCCUUUCUUUUUUAAGAUUUGCAAUUACCUGUUUUUAUCUUAUAUUAAGGAAAGCAAUAUUACUAUAAGGCUUCUUUUUCUAAUGUUUUCUAAAUGUUUAAAUUGCAAAAACGUUUUUUAAUUUUAAGCAAUGUUAGUAUCAUUCUAACGACUUUUAAACUCUAAUUUUAAUCUACAAAUUGACGUUUUAAACAAUUUAUUUUCUGAAUUAUAAAAACUUUGAACGUUUUAAAGAAGAAUUUUUGUACAAAAAAAGUCGAAAUUUUUCGAAGGGAAAUAUAAAUGAUACCGAAUUUAGAUUUUAAUGUAAAACAUUAAAGGAUUAGUAAUAUGGAAAGAACACACAAGUAAUUUUUCUGUCUUCUAAGAUGAUUUAUUUCGACGAAUUUAGAUAUAUAAACUUAGAUAAUUAAACUUUACGCCAAUAAAAAGUAUUUUUUAAGUUGUUCGUUACCGUUUAAUUUUAUAUUUUUUACAAUUUGGGGGAAUUGAAUACGUUUUUUUGCCAGAUACUUUAUCAAAAUUGAAUCGAUUUAUAACGAAUGAUAGUAAGUUUGACAGGCACACGUAUCCAUCAUUUUAUACGUAUAUACACAUCAUACGUGAUUUUCAUUCCGAUAGAUUUAUUUCCCUCAUUCAAUUUCUAUCACUUGUCUUCCU
Messenger RNA from Centruroides sculpturatus (bark scorpion), 1609 nucleotides. RefSeq lists its product as uncharacterized. The transcript has 5 exons. The record is from RefSeq and is a predicted model, not a curated record. Gene Ontology annotation, biological process: regulation of DNA-templated transcription. Gene Ontology annotation, molecular function: sequence-specific DNA binding; DNA-binding transcription factor activity; zinc ion binding. Bases 82 to 927 code for a protein of 281 amino acids. Lineage: Eukaryota; Metazoa; Arthropoda; Arachnida; Scorpiones; Buthidae.